CUUUAAGAAAAUUAUGCUACCAAUUAUAGUUUUAAAACUGCCAACUACAUCCUUAUCUUUUAAUUCUUCUUGCCACCAACCUCUCAUCCCACUAAAAUUCGCAAACGAGCCUCUCAUUUUAUCGCCAAAACAACUCUGCAUCUUAAUUAUAAGGAGCAUUGAUGGAACAAGCUGAGUUAUUGAGAGGUGACAAACUCAUGUUAAGGGGGUUGAAGUUUCAUGGCUUUCAUGGGGUGAAGCCUGAAGAAAGAAAACUAGGCCAGAAGUUUUUGAUUGAUGUAGAUGCUUGGAUGGAUCUUAGAACUGCUGGCAAAACUGAUUGCCUGUCAGAUACUGUUAGUUAUACAGACAUUUAUCGCAUAGUUGAGGAAGUUGUGGAAGGACAACCUCAUAAUCUUCUCGAGUCGGUGGCACAACUCAUUGCUUCAAACACUCUGUCAAAACACUCUCAAAUUUCUGCCGUAAGAGUAAAGGUUGGGAAGCCUCAUGUUGCUGUUCAUGGUCCUCUUGACUACCUUGGGGUUGAGAUCCUUAGAUACAGAAAUAUUGAUGGACCCAAGUGCUAGGCACUUGGAAUUCACAUGAACAUCCAGCAUUUCUUUUGUAUUUUCUUGCAGUUUUAUUUUUUUCUUCACCAAACUUCUGAAAACCUCAGUUGGUGAUGGUUCAAAGUUAAAUUUUGUUAUUGUUGAA
Messenger RNA from Mangifera indica (mango), 693 nucleotides. Its product is annotated as dihydroneopterin aldolase 1-like. Bases 162 to 566 code for a protein of 134 amino acids. Gene Ontology annotation, cellular component: cytoplasm. The transcript is spliced from 3 exons. NCBI's taxonomy places the organism in Eukaryota, Viridiplantae, Streptophyta, Magnoliopsida, Sapindales, Anacardiaceae. Gene Ontology annotation, biological process: folic acid-containing compound metabolic process. Gene Ontology annotation, molecular function: dihydroneopterin aldolase activity. The record is from RefSeq and is a predicted model, not a curated record.